Molecule: messenger RNA, 1604 nt
Organism: Entelurus aequoreus (snake pipefish)
Lineage: Eukaryota; Metazoa; Chordata; Actinopteri; Syngnathiformes; Syngnathidae
Exons: 13
Coding region: 177-956 (259 amino acids)
Source: RefSeq, a predicted model, not a curated record
GUCAAGAUGGAAGAACUCGGAUAACAGAGACUCUAACCAGGAGGACUUUUGCCUUCGAUACACAGACGCCUGUAGAGAACUGGGACAACACAGACUCUUACCAGGAUUACUUUGAUUUGGAUGACAAAGACGCAGACGUGCUACUCACAUUCUUGUUCUUCACUUGGACGGUCGACAUGUUCGCUUGCUCCCUUGUUGGAAGAAGUAUUUUCUUUGCUUGCUUAUGCGGGUUUAUCGCCAAGGGAGUGUCAGGAUGCCAGCCAGUGUCGGUCCUCUGCAAAGACAUUAAGACUAAGGACGGCUUCAAGUACGACUAUGACUGUAAUUGUGGAUUGGGCACCAGAUGUGAAAUAGAUGUAAAGAAUGAGACGGGACACCUCAUCGGGCUCGUGAAAUGCGGCGAAAAGGACUGCCGGCUGCUUGACAAAGCUGCAGUGGUUGUUGGAAUCGACCGUAACAACACUGUGCUCACAGUUUGCCUGAACAUAGAAGUCCACUGCAUGGAUGGCAACCGCUGUUGGAACUACACAGCUGUUGGUAAAGAGAACAACCCAAAGAUCAGCUCUACAGCCAUCACAGCCAUUGAGAACAACCCAAAGAUCAGCUCUACAGCCAUCACAGCCAUUGAGAACAACACAAAGAUCAGCUCUACAGCCAUCACAGCCAUUGCGGUGUCCAUGGUGUUUGUGGUGUUUGUGGUGUUGGGGUGCCUUUGUCGCAAAUGGAAGAAAGACAGAACGCAAAGUGAUGCAACAUUUCCUGAAUAUCUGAAAACAAUGAUCCAAGAAAGCUUCUUAUGUUCCCCGGCUGAACACGACCAGAGUGACGAGCCUGAAGUCCGGUUCAGGUCUGCUGUGAAUGGCGGAGGAGAGCCUACGAGUGGUGCUGAUCAACCGCUGACUGCUCCGGAACUUGUUUCUGUCCAAAAUGGAAAUGUCUCUUCUGCCGCAUAUUGACAUGGAGUCAACAUCUGCAUCAAGAACCAAAGGGAACAUGAGAAAAAGAAACAAUAUAGUAUAUAAUAUUGAUAAACAAUAACAUAUUACUAGGGGUGUAACGGUACGUGUAUUUGAAUUGAACCCUUUCGGUACGGGGGUUUCGGUUCGGUGCGGAGGUGUACUGAACGAGUUUCCACACGGACAUAUUAAGUAGCGUAACGCACGUUGUGUAAACGAUACUCAAAAUGCCGGACAUUUGAGGCAUUUAAGAAACUCGGCAAAAGAGGACAUGUCCGGUGAAAAGAGGACGUACGGUCAGUCUAUCCUAGCCCGUUAGCUGCUAGCAUGCUAGCAAAAGAGGACAUGUCCGGUGAAAAGAGGACGUACGGUCAGUCUAUCCUAGCCCGUUAGCUGCUAGCAUGCUAGCAAAAGAGGACAUGUCCGGUGAAAAGAGGACGUACGGUCAGUCUAUCCUAGCCCGUUAGCUGCUAGCAUGCUAGCAAAAGAGGACAUGUCCGGUGAAAAGAGGACGUACGGUCAGUCUAUCCUAGCCCGUUAGCUGCUAGCAUGCUAGCAAAAGAGGACAUGUCCGGUGAAAAGAGGACGUACGGUCAGUCUAUCCUAGCCCGUUAGCUGCUAGCAUGCUAGCAAAAGAGGACAUGUCCG